Molecule: messenger RNA, 792 nt
Organism: Lottia gigantea (owl limpet)
Lineage: Eukaryota; Metazoa; Mollusca; Gastropoda; Lottiidae
Exons: 2
Coding region: 1-792 (263 amino acids)
Biological process (GO): SMAD protein signal transduction; BMP signaling pathway
Cellular component (GO): extracellular region
Molecular function (GO): cytokine activity
Source: RefSeq, a predicted model, not a curated record
AUGUCAAAGAUUUACCGGAACUUCUACCUUUACACCAUCUUGAGUUUAAUUUUCGCGUCAUGUUUAACGUCUGCUCGGUUCUCAACGUCACGGAAAUGUCCAGGACACGCCUGCAGAAACCCUCUAGCAAUAAAUAUCAAACAGAUUCAACGGUUACAAAGAAUUAAGCAACAGAUUCUAUACGCAUUAGGAUUUCAGCAAAACAAACUCAAUCGUAACCAGACGACUAGUUCUAAAGAACCACGUGACAAUACACCUACGUCAAUAAUCACAGCCGAUAAUAAAACAGACAUUGUGAUUGGUGGGCCGGAGAUAGUCAGUUUUUCUCAAUCUAUUGGAAAACGUAAUCGAAAGAAAAGUCUGUUACAAUUUGUGAUACAUAUAGGAGAACAGAAAUCCAAUUUAGAGGUGGUCAGUGCUCAUUUGUGGUUGGUAGUUCGUAAACGAGGAAAUAAAAAAACAAAUAAAACAAUAGUUAUUAAAGUGUUUAAAGUGCAGGACAAAAAGAAAUCGCAGUUGACAUAUCUCCGGACUCAUGUGAAAAAAACUCGGUGGCAGAAGCUAAGUUUACCUAUAAGUGUUGUCCAAGAACUUUUAAAUCCAAACGAAGGUCGCUUGAAGCUCAAAAUAGAAUGCAAGCGAUGUGGACGCUCAGUCAAACUCGUUGUACCCAAAGGUAGUAAAAGAAAACGUACUAAAUUCUUGCCGACUGCUAGAUCCCUGCGAUUACGCAGUCUUCAGAGACGGCAUCGUCCUUUCUUAGUGAUAAAUACCCGGAUUAGAACCAAGUGA